Messenger RNA from Cryptomeria japonica (Japanese cedar), 1087 nucleotides. RefSeq lists its product as uncharacterized. The transcript is spliced from 2 exons. Bases 48 to 938 code for a protein of 296 amino acids. NCBI's taxonomy places the organism in Eukaryota, Viridiplantae, Streptophyta, Pinopsida, Cupressales, Cupressaceae. Gene Ontology annotation, molecular function: DNA binding. The record is from RefSeq and is a predicted model, not a curated record.
UAAUUUUUUUUUGCACUUUGUAUGUGUAGGUUAAGUAAGCAUUAAUCAUGGCAAGGGAGCAAUGGCCACUAGAUCCAUGCCCAUCUGGAUUUAUAGGCACCCGUCCUAGAGGUGCUAGAGAUGGGGCAUGGAGGUAUGCCUAUGAGGGACCCGAUCCUGGGUCAAUUAUAUGCAUACAGUGUGAGAGAAUACUUCAUGGAGGCAUCAACCGCCUCAAAUACCACCUUGCAGGAAUAGAUAGGCAUGAUGCUAGAGCAUGCCCUGGGACCAAUGAAGAAAUAAAAAGACAAAUGAAUGCCCUACUUGCAGCUGGGGAAGAGAAGAAACUGCAAAGGGAGAGGGCAAAACUAGCCAUGAGAUCAGCCAUAGCUGAAUCUCAAGGUGUUUCUAUUGACCUUGAAGAGGAAGAAGAAGCACUUGAGGGCAUAGUGGGCUCUCGGCGUGGCCCACGUAUCCGCAAACCGACCAUCAGCUCACCCAUUGCUUCUGCUUCCUCUAGUAGAGUACCUGGCCGGGGCCCUGUUCCACUUCCAUCACAACGAUCAGGUUCGAUAGGUGAUUAUUUUGUGCCCAGAAACACACCUGGAGGACAACCAUCAUUAGAGGCUAGUGGAUGGAAUAAGGAGGUACAUGAGAAAACUGAAAUUGCAGUUGCUGAUUUUUGGUACUUCAACAACAUUGCAUUCAAUGUGGCGGAGAAUGCUUAUUGGUUGAAUUUGGUGACUGCUAUGACAGUUUCAGGAAAGGGGUACAAGGCCCCUUCUCGCAGGGAUUUGAGUGGGAGGUUGCUCACAAAUGCAGUUGCUAGGGCAAGAGAAGUGAUGGAGGAUCAAAAAAUUGAUUGGGCAAAUUAUGGCUGCACCAUUCUUUCUGAUGGGUGGACAGAUGGCAAGAACCGCACCAUCAUCAAUUUUUGGUCGCUUGCAAGGACAAUGUAGUGUUCUUGAAAUCUGUCGAUGCCUCCAACAAGGUGAAAAAUGCAGAAACAUUGGCUGGAAUGUUGGAGCGUGUCAUCAUGGAGGUGGGGGUAGAGAAUGUGGUGCAAAUCAUCACAGAUAAUGCAGCAGCAUAUGUGUCAGCAGGCAGA